Molecule: messenger RNA, 1524 nt
Organism: Olea europaea var. sylvestris
Lineage: Eukaryota; Viridiplantae; Streptophyta; Magnoliopsida; Lamiales; Oleaceae
Product: F-box protein SKIP27-like
Exons: 3
Coding region: 872-1351 (159 amino acids)
Molecular function (GO): protein binding
Source: RefSeq, a predicted model, not a curated record
AGAAACAGAUGUCGUUAUAGGACUUUGCCACGCUAAAUUACAAUUUGCCCUAACGUGUCGGUUGAAUUACUUCAUGCAAACACUUGUAAGCCUCUCCUGCCAUUGCCAUUCGAGUCAACAACCUUUUCUCUUCUAUAUAAACUCAAAUCUGAUCCGUCGCAUACUGCACAAAAUCUUAAGUUAGAAGAGCUAGUUGAAUUGCUAUUGAAAAUAUUCGAUAGUGUUGUGGUUGAUUUUAGAGUUGCAAAUUAAGAGAAAGAAAUGGCCCAGUACAAGGACGAAUAUGGCAGAGAAAUUCGUCAGACAGAUGAAUAUGGCAAUCCUAUCCGCCGGACUGAUGAAUACGGCAGAGACAUUCUAUAUUUUCCAUUUUUAAAUAGGAAAAUUUAAGUCAUUUCUAGAAAAUCUCAAAUAUUUUUCGAAGCAGAUUUUUUUAGCCUCUGAUGAUACUCGCUUGUUAAAAAACCCAAAAAGGAAAAAUAAUUUUGAAAAAGCCAUUUUUAAAUGAGAAAACUUGAUUGUAUAUAAAGGAGAGUGAUAUACAGUAAACCAUAAAGAUGGAAGAUAUUUGGAAGUCGGUUCUUGUUUUCUUUUACGCUACAAGCGUUACAUCAAUCUCCAUUUACUCUCUGCCUCUAAUGGUUUUGGAACGUUGUACAUUAAUAUAUUAUCAUUCUAAUGAUUUUGGAACGUUAUACGUUAAUAUAUUAUCAUUAUAUACUUCUGCCAGGAAAGGAUUUAUAGGAAGUGAAAUAUAUUUUUUGACUGUCUUUGGCUAGUUGGAAUCUAUUUUUUGAACAUUUCAAUUUGGGUUCUGGUUUUUUUUGGAUAUUCUGAUUGUUCUUGUAAAGAGAGAGAAUAGCAACAAAAAAUGGAGUUGGGGAAGAAAUGUGAGUCAAUUGUGAAUAGAGCAAAUGAAGGGUAUGGGGUGGGACUGGUGAGGAGUACAUUGUUUGAGAGGCAAAGGGUUGCUUUGUCGAAUAUUAAUUUGGAGUUUGAUGGUCAUAAUGAUUAUAUUCUCACCACACAGACAAAGAGACAGUGCUAUGAAUCUGUUCUUGAAGCCCUGCCUCAGGACGUUCUGAUUAGGAUAUUGUGUGUAGUCGAGCAUGAGGAUUUAAAGAGGUUGGUUUUAGUAUCAAAAUCAAUACGAGAUGCGACUCUGAACGUUGUGUAUAGUACUCCAAAGAAGACCGUUGGGUUCCAGAACGUGGAGGAUAUGAGUGAGUUCAAUGACAUUAAAGCUCCUAAUGCUCCAAAGCAGUCUAGGGUUCCAAGGUCUCGGUUGAGUUCAAAGAAGCUAGCUGCCAUCUCAGUGGCCUUGUUCGCUUCUGGUAGCGAAGACAAUUAGCCACGAAAAGAUUUAAUGGCAAUGGAAACAGAGAUAUGAAAUUGAGGGUUAUGUAUAGUAUAGGCAUGCAAUGUUCUAGUUGUUGCAGAAAUAGUACAUCACCCCUCUGUUUUGAUAAAGAUCUUCUGAUUUAUUUGAAUGAAUCUAAUAACAUAUUCCUCUAUAGCUUGGAA